Messenger RNA from Oppiella nova, 564 nucleotides. The record is from the annotation of a GenBank genome assembly. NCBI's taxonomy places the organism in Eukaryota, Metazoa, Arthropoda, Arachnida, Sarcoptiformes, Oppiidae.
AUGAGCGGAAUGCCUGUCCACGGGAGCCAAACAUCACCGCAUAAAUUGGUCCCAUUUUACGACAACUUCGGCGGAGAGGGUCAGUCGUUGGCGAGCUCUAAGUCCAGGAGCCGUAACCGCAAUCGGAACCGGCGCUGGAAAUCCAAACCCCGGAGCGAAUCCAACGCCUCGUCGUCGAUCGGGGCCUACGCUGAGGGACAGUCGGCUCAGAGACCGCACCCACAGCACCCGCACCAUCACCAGCAGCUUCAGCACCGGACCCCUAAGCAUAAGAGCGCGUCCAACGCUGGCAUGUCGUUCCCAGACGACGGGGACAGCCAUUAUCAUAGAGGCGGUGGUGGCGAUCAUCAUAAUCACACCAAUCGUUUUCGCGGCAGAAGUCAGUCCAAUGCGUCGGUGCUGUCGGUCCAGCAAAAAGGCGCUCCUUAUCGGCCCGACAACUAUGGCGGCGAUCGGAGCUAUCAGUCGUCCGGCGGCCGACAGCACCAGGACUUCGGUGGUCGACAUAACCAGCAGUUCCGGAGUGAUCGACAACACGACAGGAAGGACUGGAACAGAGACCGG